CUCCGUUCCGUUUCAAAUUUCCCGCGACUGUCUCACCGAAACACUCCGACUUCGCAGCCAUGAAAUGCCUCUUGCUCCUGCUAACAUGUGCCGUUGCGCACGCGUUGGACCUCCUGCCAAACAUUUCCGUCGCAGCCACCAUGAACACCGACUGCGGGGCAUACCCUCCGUCGUAUGGCGGUGAAGACGACGGCACCUCCGACCCGAGCAAGGCUAUACACAGAGAAUUCUACCAAUUCGGACGAAUAUAUGAUAUUACGCACCAGUUACGACCCGAUUUGCCUGUUUGGGGCUCCACAGAUGGUUUGGGUACCGAUUUUUGCAUGCUUCAGUACAGCAUGAAGAACCACUCGCAGACAAACAAUUCGAUAAUGAAGCUCGCCGUUCACACCGGCACGCACGUUGACUCGCCGGGACAUGUCUUCGAGGAGUAUUACGAAGAAGGCUUCGACGUCGAUACACUCGACCUCUCCGUUCUCAAUGGUCCAGCAUUGUUAGUUGAUGUUCCCCAGGACAGCAAUAUUACUGCUGAAGUUAUGGAGUCCUUAAAUAUUCCCAAUGGAGUGAAACGUGUGCUUUUCAGAACAUUGAACACCCGCAGGCGCCUUAUGUGGAACAAGGAGUUUGCUUUCGACUAUGUGGGAUUUAAGGAAGACGGAGCACAAUGGCUAGCCAAUAACACUCAAAUCCGACUCGUUGGAGUUGACUACUUAUCUGCUGCUGCCUUUGAUAGUAUACUUCCUGCUCAUCGUGCUCUCCUACAAGAAAAGAAAAUCAUCGUUGUGGAAGGCCUCAAACUGGACGACAUUGAAGCAGGAUCAUAUAACAUCCAUUGCUUACCUCUAAGAUUGCUUCACAGUGAUGGAUCGCCUAUAAGAUGCAUCCUUGUCAAGUGAUAAGCUACUUGUUUACCUUUAUAUUGGAAAUAAUGGUGGCGAGGUGAGGCUGUGAGUCAAGUUAGUUGAUACAAGGUUACUUCACUAAAAACGAUGAAGAGAUGAGACCAUGGCUGCUUGUACCAAGUGUUUCUCAUGACUUACAUGAAUGUUCCAAGUUGUAUCAUCUGUAUGAGUCUAGUGAACAAUAUUAGAGCUGACAAAAAGCAUGGGAAUUUAAUAAUGACAUUGCAAACGAAC
Ilex paraguariensis (yerba mate) is the source of this 1136-nucleotide messenger RNA. NCBI's taxonomy places the organism in Eukaryota, Viridiplantae, Streptophyta, Magnoliopsida, Aquifoliales, Aquifoliaceae. The record is from the annotation of a GenBank genome assembly.